GUCAUGGAUCUCACCGCCAUCUACGAGAGUCUACUGUCGUUGAGCCCUGACCUGGUGUCUACCCGCGGAGCCACCGAGUCCAGUCUAGGAUGGCCGUCCUCAGGACCCUGGAGCUCAUCGGAUUCCAGUUUUGCCGGGGUCACCCCCCGACCACCUGGCCGCUCCACCAGCCUGGUAGAGGGCCGCACCUGCGCCUGGGUGCCACCCCCCCCAGGCUUUGCACCCCUGGCUCCGCGCCUAGGUCCUGAGCUGUCGCCCUCACCCACCUCACCGACUGCAACUCCAGCCACCUCUUCCAGGUACAAAACUGAGCUGUGUCGGACUUUCUCAGAGAGUGGACGCUGCCGGUAUGGGGCCAAGUGUCAGUUUGCCCAUGGCACCGGUGAACUUCGCCAGGCCAACCGCCACCCCAAAUACAAGACAGAACUCUGCCACAAAUUCUACCUCCAGGGCCGCUGCCCCUAUGGCUCACGCUGCCACUUCAUCCACAACCCCAGUGAGGACCUGGCCACCCCCGGACACCCCCACAUGUUGCGCCAGAGCAUCAGCUUCUCCGGCCUGCCAUCAGGCCGCCAUCCAUCACCACCACCAGCUGGCCUGCCAGGUCCUUCCCUUUCCUCCUGUUCCUUCUCGCCGUCCAGCUCUCCUCCGCCACCACCUGGGGACCUUCCACUGUCACCCUCUGCCUUCUCUGCUGCCCCUGGGACCCCUGUGCCCCGAAGAGACCCUCUCCCAAGCUGUUGCCCCUCUUGUCGGAGAACCACCCCUAGCAGCCUCUGGGGGCCCUUGGGAGGCCUGGCUCGAAGCCCAUCUGCGCACUCCCUGGGAUCCGACCCUGAUGAAUAUGCCAGUAGCGGCAGCAGCCUGGGGGGCUCUGACUCACCCGUGUUCGAGACAGGGGUUUUUGGGCCACCCCAGCCACCUGUAGCCCCCCGCCGACUCCCUAUCUUCAAUCGAAUCUCCGUUUCUGAGUGA
Chrysochloris asiatica (Cape golden mole) is the source of this 975-nucleotide messenger RNA. It is a transcript of the gene ZFP36, whose product is annotated as ZFP36 ring finger protein. The transcript is spliced from 2 exons. NCBI's taxonomy places the organism in Eukaryota, Metazoa, Chordata, Mammalia, Afrosoricida, Chrysochloridae. The record is from RefSeq and is a predicted model, not a curated record. Bases 4 to 975 code for a protein of 323 amino acids. Gene Ontology annotation, molecular function: mRNA binding; metal ion binding.